Molecule: messenger RNA, 1252 nt
Organism: Truncatella angustata
Lineage: Eukaryota; Fungi; Ascomycota; Sordariomycetes; Amphisphaeriales; Sporocadaceae
Product: alcohol dehydrogenase
Exons: 4
Coding region: 146-1198 (350 amino acids)
Molecular function (GO): oxidoreductase activity
Source: RefSeq, a predicted model, not a curated record
UCCGGACUAAAAGUGCCGUGCUUAAUCUUACUGGCACAGACUGACAUAUAAUGAAUAUAUACGUGAAACUACACGCAGACUCAUUUGUGCUUAUAAAACACCAAACUUUGCAUUGUCUCCGAAUUCUCAAAACCCAUGAUUGACCAUGGCGCCCAAAACAUAUCAAGCCUUCAGACGAACCUCGGGCGAUUUCCCGAGGACGAUAGAGCUCUCAUCUGAAGAUCUGCCUGAUGAUCUGGACCCGACCGCGGUCCUAAUCAAGAUCCAUGCCGUAUCGUUGAACUACCGCGAUGUCGGCAUGUUGGUCGGCAACUAUCCCGUCCAGGUUGAGGAACAUGGCAUUUCAGCCUCAGAUUGCGCGGCCGAGGUAGUCAAGAUCGGGUCAGCGGUGAAGUCUUUUGGCAUCGGGGACCGUGUUACCGUCAUUUUUGACACCACCAACUUCACUGGAACCGAAGAUGCGUCAAUGCAAGCUCUCGGUGGAGAUGUUCCCGGGGUGUUACGUGAGUUCGCUGUGUUCGACGAGAAAUUGCUGUUGAGGUUACCCGAGCAUCUUACAUGGGAGGAGGGGUCCGUCCUCUCUUGUGCGGCGCUCACCGCUUGGACAGCGCUCAAUGCGCCGGCCUCCAUAGGCGUAGCCCGCAGUGCACUUCUACAAGGUACCGGAGGUGUCAGCAUGUGCGCGCUGCUAAUUUGUCUCGCCGCGGGAAUCCAACCAAUAAUCACGUCAUCGUCCGAUCAGAAACUGGACAACAUCAAAAGGUUAAACCCCGAGAUCCGUGGCAUCAACUACAAAACCACUCCCGAUGUUGCUGCCGAAGUAGCCCGCAUCACAGAUGGCAAGGGUGUUGACAUCGUGGUCAACAACACCGGGCCGGCAUCGAUCCUCACAGACAUCAGCAUGUUACGCGCAAGAGGCGGCGUUGUGUCGCUCGUGGGAUUCCUUGAGGGGUUGGCGGCCGAUUGGAACCCUGCUGCAUUGCUGGGUUUGAUGUCGAAAAGGGCUUCCCUGAAGGGUAUCGCUGUAGGUUCGAAAGCAGAUUUCUUGCGUAUGAAUGAGUUUCUACAAGAGAAACAGGUCCGGUUCUCCAGUACGAUUGACCGGGUCUUUCCGUUCCUUGAGUCCAAGGAUGCUUUUGAUCUUUUGUUGUCGGGAGGACAUGUCGGAAAAGUUGUUAUCAAGAUAGGGGAUUCUUGAGCUCUACAAUCGUACUUUAGCUUAGUUCUUGUGAAAUAAAUGAGAUUGACUAAG